AUGGCCGGCCCAACCCACCUCACCCUAUGCAUAACCCCCCCACUGACAAACCCUAACCACCCACUUCUCUCCCCACCACGAUCCACCUCCCCCUCCUCUGCCCCCGAUUGGAUCGGGGGAAUCGACCCCGAUGCCGCCGCCUGGGACCACGUCGCCAGAGCCGCCACCGCCGCCCACCACGUCGACCUCCCCAUCCCCUGGACUGCCCCCACCAGACUGCUUCUUCCUCAUCUCCUCCACCUCCCCGACCAGAUCUGGGCUACGCCCCUAGCGCACCCGACGCCACCGCCGCACACCGUUGCACCUUCGUCGGAUCUCCACCAACACCGCCGCCACUCGCCGUCCCUGGAGCCGCCUCGAUGCCGACUGCCUCAAUCCCCUUCGCCGGACUGCCUCCCCUACGUCGCCAGCGUCCCCGUCUUCCUCCUCGCGCCCCACUACCCCGUCCCUACGAACCCCGGUGAGGACCCUGGUCCUCCUCUCUCCCUCGCCCCGCGACCACGCCUCGCGCACUCCGGCCUCGCGCUCACCGCGGUCGGGCCGCGCCCUGGCCAUGCGCCGCGCCGUCCGGCCGUGCCCAUCGCCCAGCGGUCCCCACGCCACCGCCGCCCGCACCUUACGUCCACGGCCACCUGCACAUGCCUCUCCCGCCCUUGCUCACUACCCCGCGUGGCCUUGACGCUGCCAUCUCCGGCGUCCGUGCGCCCGCGCUGCAUCGGCGCCCGUCCGCGCCCGCGGACCCCUUCCCUUGUCAUCGCGGUGGCCGUCGGCGCCUCGCUGCUCCUCUGCCACCCGACUCCCGCGGCCGGUGCUCGCUCCCGCAUCAGCGCCCGUUCGGGCUGGGCGCCAGCGCCCCUGUGCCCACACGCCCGUAACCGCAUCGCCCGGUGCCCGCUGAGGCCUCCGGGCCACUGA
Molecule: messenger RNA, 915 nt
Organism: Aegilops tauschii subsp. strangulata
Lineage: Eukaryota; Viridiplantae; Streptophyta; Magnoliopsida; Poales; Poaceae
Source: RefSeq, a predicted model, not a curated record